AUGGCGUCCAAACUGGACGGCUGCUUGGACCUGGCACUGGGGCUGAUUUUGCGCAGCGCCAUGCGCGGCAAGAAGACCGACCUCUUCGGAAUCGCCAAGCUCCAUGACAAACACACAGAUAACCCUAUGGACAGGAUCAGCCCCGGAAACUGGAACAACUGCGUUCUCGAGGGCCCCGAGCACUACGACUGGGACCGCAUGGCGCGAUUGAAGGACGUCAUAAAGAUAAACCCUGACCCUGUGGAUGAACUGGAGGUAGACCUGCCGCGGUCGCUGGCCAUUGUUCUGCAGAAGAUCAUGGAGAUGAACCCGAAGAAGACGAAAAAGGAGAAAUACACCAUCUAUGUCAUGUCCGACAUGCAGAACCCAACCAAUUGGGAUCAGCUCACAGAGCUCGUGAGCAGCGCUGGGAUCGGCUACAACGUUCUAAUUACGAUAGUAAGCUGCAUGACCGACACAGAGGCCGAGAGCGACCUGGUGUGUGCCAAUCUUGACCAGAUCGACGAGCUGAUGGCAGCGCUGCAGAAGAGUGACGGCCGCGCCUCGUUGUCAUAUUUCUGCGGCCUGGAGCAGUUCCGCGACCUGCUACGCUGGGAAAAGGAGCCUGUGCGAAUAUUCCGUGCUGCGCGGCUGUUUACGGGCGAAGUCCGGCUGGGGUGCGACGUGUCCAGUCUGGACCUGAAGAACUGCGCGUCGGCGCUCCGACUGGACAAGAAAGAGCUGAAACUGUAUGCUGGCGACUACGACCUGGCCACCGACACUCUGAGCCUCAAGUUCCAGGCGGACGCGUAUCCGCUAACGAAGAGCCAAAAAAUGCAGUUCACUCACGAAAUGGGCGUCCAGCGGGACCCCAACUCGGACGCUCGUCAUCUGGUCGAGCUCAAACAUACCACGGACAAGUAUGUUUCUUCCGAGCCGGACAGCCAGCAGGCGGAGCCGCGGUUUCUGGACGCGACAGAGGUUCAGGAGGCGUACCGCUACGGCUCGUCGACAGUGCCGGUCACGUCAUCGCUCAAGCAGCUGCUGAGCGUCAACACGUACGCCGGCCUCGAUAUUUUACAGUUCGUGCGUCGCAAAAGUAUUCCGCCAUGGUAUUUCCACGGAGAGGCUGAGAUUCUGCUAAAUAACCAGAACAGCUCGGUGCGCGACCAGUUCGGGUUCAACAUGCUUGCGCAGGCGCUGCUGGAGCACGAUCUGGUGGCGAUAGUGCGCUACGUCAAGCGGAACACGAGUGCCGUGCGAUUGGCGGCCAUGAGCCCGUGCGUCGUGCUGACGGACGCUACAAAGUACAAGCACGAGCUGCAGACGGGCGACAAGCGCAAGCUGGAGGAGAUGGACGGCGAGCCCGACCACUACGGCUUUUCUCUCGUGGCGCUUCCGUUUGCCGAGGACGAGCGGCUGUCGACGUUUGCAAAGCUGAGCGGCGUGGCUGACAGCAAAGAGGAAGACAAUGUGAGCAGCCAGAACUUUCCGAGUGAGCAGAUGUUGCAGGAGAUGGGGCGGCUCGUGGAUCUGAUGGAUUUGGACGCGCCGGACGGCCCGAAAAACCCAGAAGAUCAUCGGUUUGUGGAGCUGAACGACCCAGAAUCGUUUCCUAUCCCGACAGAGGAGAUGCGGGGCGACCACCCGUCGAUGUUCCGUGUGAGCGAGGCCACGCGUCUGCUGCUGGGACACAACUCGCCAAAACUGCACUAUGUCUCGCACCUGAUGCGAGAGGUGUAUUUGCGGCAGCUAAAAGCGGCACAAAAAAUUGGCGAUAGGUACGAGACGCUUUUCGAGACGGUCGAGAAGAUGCCUGAGGAGUACGGCCGGUUUGUGGAGGAACUGUUUGGCAGCAAGUGCGAGUUCCGGUCGCCGGUGGAAGUGCGAGAGCAGACGGCGGAAAUCGACGCAGUUUGCGGCCGUCUGGCGCAGUUGCUUGAUAUCAAGCCCGUUCCGGAGCCGUCGGCGACCUCUAAACCGGCCAACGACCAGCGGACGCAGCCCCAGAUGUCGAUCGAUGCGCUGCUCAACAGCGUGCUACCAGGCUGA
Molecule: messenger RNA, 2031 nt
Organism: Ogataea angusta
Lineage: Eukaryota; Fungi; Ascomycota; Pichiomycetes; Pichiales; Pichiaceae
Exons: 1
Coding region: 1-2031 (676 amino acids)
Biological process (GO): cellular response to X-ray; telomere maintenance; double-strand break repair via nonhomologous end joining
Cellular component (GO): Ku70:Ku80 complex
Molecular function (GO): double-stranded DNA binding; telomeric repeat DNA binding
Source: RefSeq, a predicted model, not a curated record